Messenger RNA from Sciurus carolinensis (gray squirrel), 6393 nucleotides. It is a transcript of the gene Sel1l3, whose product is annotated as SEL1L family member 3. The record is from RefSeq and is a predicted model, not a curated record. Gene Ontology annotation, molecular function: protein binding. NCBI's taxonomy places the organism in Eukaryota, Metazoa, Chordata, Mammalia, Rodentia, Sciuridae. The transcript has 24 exons. The coding region runs from base 163 to 3483 and encodes 1106 amino acids.
CGGGAGCGGCAGUGGCGGCGGCGGCGGGUCCGGCGGUGGCGGCAGGUGGCCCCGCGCGCGGCGGCCGGCCCGGCCGGGGGCGGGCUGGAAGGUGGCGCCUCGGGCGGGGGCCGGUCCCUGCACCAGGUGACCUGUUCCGGCCGGGAUCCGGGCGGCCUCGCCAUGCAGCGGCGCGGCGCGGGGCUCUGGUGGCCGCGGCAGCAGCAGCAGCAACCCCCGCCGCCCGCGGUCGGCCCCCGGGCCGCAGCCAUGGCUCCCCCGAGCGGCGGUGUCCCCCCGGGCCUCGGCGGCCGCCCUGCCUGCGCGCUGCUCUUGCUCUGCUACCUGAAUUUCGUGCCCUCGCUGGGCAGGCAGACUUCCCUGACGACGUCCGUGAUCCCCCAAGCAGAGCAGAGCGCGACGUACAAAGACUUCAUCUACUUCACAGUCUUGGAAGGGAACGUGCGCAACGUGUCCGAAGUCUCUGUCGAGUACUUGUGCUCUCGGCCUUGUGUCGUCAGCCUGGAAGCCGUGGUCUCCUCCGAGUUCCGGAGUAGCAUCCCCGUGUACAAAAAGAGGUGGAAGAACGAGAAGCAUCUGCACACCAGCAGGAGGCAGAUCGUGCCUGUGAGAUUCCCCAGCAUCAUGGUUUACAGAGACGACUACUUCAUCAGACACUCCAUCGCCGUGUCCACCGUGGUCCUACGAGCCUGGAUUUCUCACCAGCACGGCGGCGGGGACUUGAACGUCACGUGGGAGGAGAACUUGCUGCAUGCCGUGGCAAAGAAUUACACCCUGCUGCAGACGGUCCCGCCCUUCGAACGCCCCUUCAAAGACCACCAGGUGUGCCUCGAGUGGAACGUGGACUAUAUUUGGAACCUCUGGGCAAACAGGAUCCCGCAGUGUCCUCUGGAAGACGAUGUGGUUGCCCUCCUUGGCUCUCUCUAUGCCUCCAGUGGAGAAAACACCGGCAUCGUGAGGAAGCUCCUGAGGUUCCGGAACCGAGAACUGGAGGCCACCCGAUGCCAGCGGAUGGAUUACCCGGUGUUUACUGUUUCAAUGUGGCUUUAUUUACUCCAUUAUUGCAAGACCAAUCUCUGUGGGAUUCUGUAUUUUGUUGAUUCUAAUGAGAUGUACGGCACACCUUCUGUGUUUCUUACUGAAGACGGUCAUUUGCAUAUUCAAAUGCAUCUUGUCAAAGGAGAAGACCUUGCUAUAAAAACUAAAUUCGCCUUACCUCUGAGGGAGUGGUUUCGACUGGACGUCUCUUUUAAUGGAGGCCAGAUAGUAGUAACCACCAGCGUUGGACCUGAGUUGGCAGGUUACCAUAAUCAGACAAUUAGCUUCCGAGAGGAUUUCCAUCACAAUGACACAGCUGGGUACUUCAUUAUUGGAGGGAGCAGGUACGUGGCUGGCAUUGAAGGGUUUUUUGGACCCCUGAAGUACUAUCGCCUGCGCAGUCUGCAGCCAGCACAGAUCUUCAAUCCCCUCCUCGAGAAGCAACUUGCUGAACAAAUCAAGUUAUAUUAUGAACGGUGUGCCGAGGUUCAAGAAAUAGUAUCUGUGUAUGCAUCUGCCGCACAGUCUGGGGGUGAUGGACAAGAGGCAUGUGACCUCCGCAACGCCUACCUGGACCUCAAGCGCAGGUACGGAAGACCCUUGACGUGCAGAGCCUUCCCCUGGGAGAAGGAGCUGAAAGACAAGCACCCCAGCUUGUUCCAAGCCUUGCUGGAGAUGGAUUUGUCGGCCGGGCCAAGGAGCCAAAGCGAAUCUGUAUUAGAAAUCGGUGGGAAGAUAUUCGAGAAGGCUGUAAAGAGACUCUCCGGCUCUGAUGGUCUUCACCAAAUUAGCUCGGUCACCCCCUUUCUGAUGGAUUCCAGCUGCCUCGGAUACCAUAAAGCAUCCUACUACCUCGCAGUCUUCUAUGAAACUGGAUUAAGUGUACCCCGGGACCAGCUGCAGGGCAUGCUGUAUAGCUUGGUAGGAGGCCAGGGCAGCGAGAGACUGUCUGCAAUGAAUCUUGGGUACAAGCACUACCAAGGUAUUGACAACUACCCGCUGGACUGGGAACUGUCGUAUGCCUACUACAGCAACAUCGCCACGAAGACACCCCUUGACCAGCACACACUGCAAGGAGACCAGGCAUAUGUUGAGACCAUUAGACUAAAAGAUGAUGAAAUACUCAAGGUGCAAACCAAAGAAGAUGGGGACGUCUUCAUGUGGUUGAAGCACGAAGCCUCACGAGGCAACGCAGCAGCCCAGCAACGAUUGGCCCAGAUGCUGUUCUGGGGUCAGCAAGGUGUGACCAAGAAUCCCAAAGCCGCCAUCGAGUGGUAUGCCAAGGGAGCUCUGGAGACCGAGGAUCCCGCGUUAAUAUACGACUACGCCAUAGUGUUAUUCAAGGGUCAAGGAGUGAAAAAGAACAGACGGCUUGCCUUGGAGCUGAUGAAGAAAGCCGCUUUCAAGGGAUUGCAUCAGGCAGUCAAUGGUCUAGGAUGGUAUUACCACAAAUUCAAGAAAAAUUACACCAAAGCUGCAAAGUACUGGUUAAAAGCAGAAGAAAUGGGGAACCCAGACGCGUCGUAUAACCUCGGAGUCCUGUAUUUGGAUGGUAUUUUCCCCGGAGUCCCUGGGAGGAAUCUGACUUUGGCUGGUGAAUAUUUCCAUAAGGCUGCACAAGGAGGACACAUCGAAGGGACCUUGUGGUGUUCUCUCUACUAUAUCACAGGCAACCUGGAGACCUUCCCUAGGGAUCCUGAGAAAGCGGUUGUAUGGGCGAAGCACGUAGCUGAGAAAAAUGGCUACUUGGGCCAUGUCAUUCGCAAAGGCCUCAACGCCUACCUGGAGGGCUCCUGGCAUGAAGCUUUGCUGUAUUAUGUUUUAGCAGCAGAAACUGGAAUUGAAGUGUCACAGACAAAUUUAGCACACAUCUGCGAGGAAAAGCCGGACCUGGCCAGGAGAUACUUGGGUGUUAAUUGUGUUUGGAGAUACUAUAAUUUCUCUGUUUUUCAAAUCGAUGCUCCUUCAUUUGCAUAUUUGAAAAUGGGAGACCUGUACUACUAUGGCCACCAAAACCAGUCACGAGACCUCGAGUUGUCUGUGCAGAUGUACGUCCAGGCUGCGCUGGAGGGAGACUCCCAGGGAUUUUUUAACCUGGCCCUGCUAAUUGAAGAAGGUGCUAUCAUCCCACACCAUAUUUUGGAUUUCCUGGAAAUUGACCCAUCGAUCCAUUCUAGUAACAUCUCCAUUCUCCGGGAACUGUACGAACGGUGCUGGAGCCACAGCAACGAGGACUCCUUCAGCCCCUGCUCCCUGGCCUGGCUGUACCUCCACCUGCGGCUUAUCUGGGGCGCUGUCCUGCACUCUGCCCUGAUCUACUUUCUGGGAACCUUCCUGCUGUCCGUGCUGAUUGCGGGGACGGUGCAGCGUUUCCAGUAUGUCUCAGCACUUGCUUCCUUCCCUCUGGACCAACCUAAAGAAGGUCAAGUCUGGAUAAGAUCUUGAAAAUAAUUUCACUCUUUGCCCUUCAUUUUACAGACAAGGGAACUGAGGCCAGAGAGGUAAAGUAGCUUCCCAAAGACCGAAUAAAGGCGAGAGGAAUGUAGGGCUGCAGAUCGGCCAACGAUUUUUCAGAAUCAGGCUCAUUUAAAACAGAGGUUGUCAACGGUCUCGAGCCCCUUACUCCUCACAUGAGGAGUAUUCUAGAACACCUUCUACCUUGAAGUGAAAUUCAUGAUAAUUAACCUACAGACACUCACACUUUUUAAAAACCCAUAGAACGUAUAACGGGAAUAUAAAGAAAUCAAAAGGAACAAAUGAUAAUAACAUAACCUUUCCCAUAAGUAAACUCUAGCCCAGUGCGUCUUGAUGUCAUGUGCCCGGGAAUCGCACAUGGGUUGUAUUAAAGGCGGUUCUGAUUAGGGGCCUGGGGACAGCUCUGACAUCGGGCGUUUCUAACCAGCUCUGGGGCGAUGCCCACGUGGCUGUUCCACAGACUGGACUUUGACCAGUAAGGGCAGAAUUCAAAGAAAAAAGUCUCACAUUUACAGAAUGUGCCCCCCCGGGGCACCUGCGGCCCUGACGGCAGUUGUGUCAAGAGUUCGGGCACGUCCUACACGACUGCCGUGACUUUCCAAGUUCCCGUGCGAAGUGCAGACGUGUCAGUCAUUGUGAAAUAGGAAGGUUCUUCAUCAGCACAGCAGAGCAGCUGAUCUUGGGGGAGAUGGCAGGUGACAGAGACCCAGAGCAGGAAGGUUGGGCUGACAGGGGCCAAAGCUGCCUCUCCAGGGAGCUGAUGGCACCCAAGGCCCCCGACCUGCCCCACGGGAAGGGAAGGGCAGCAUGGGGGCUGACCACAGCUGCAGGGGCAAGCACAGCGCUGAACCUGGGCACCAGCCACAGGAGGAGGGCUGGGGACUGCUGAGGACUGCAGCCAGAGGGGCCGUCCUUGUCACAACUGGCAUUUUUUCCAGUCAGUUGUUUUUAAAAAUCAAGGAUCUAUCAGCAAGGCUUGUCCCCGUGGCCGACUGUCCCUUCUACCUGCGUUCCGCUCAGACUCCCUUCAUUUUCCUCCUGAGCGUGCCAGCUCUGGGAUAUGGGACCCAUCACAGCCUUUGUCCCAUGGAACUGUCCCACAUUCAGAAGGCUGCAGUGCAGGACAGCAGUUAGCACUGGUGCUGUGAGGGUCAGGCUGAAGUUCUGAGCCAGAGAGGGGUCCUCUAGGAGCCUCAGUGUCCUCUUCUGUCAAACAGCCGACAUGGUAGUAGUACACCUGUGACCUGUCGUAGGUGAGAGAACCAAGUGUGAAAAUGUGGUACACAGCUGGUGGCCCCCAGAGGUUAAUGCCUUCCAGGGUAUUUUACCUAUGAUGGAAGCUGAACCAGGUAGUGCCUGCACUUCAGUAGCUUGGUUUGCCUCAGUAGCAGACCAUUACCAGAGUCGCAUGCUUUUCUGGGCUAGGUGACUCCUUCUAAAACAUAGUGUUCUUUUUUCAAAGCAUUGAAACCAAGGCUUUGGCUAAUCCACCAAAAGCAGCGAGACAGCACUCCACAAACACUGCACAUCUCCUCUUGCUUGCACGGGAGCAUGCCGGUGGCUAACUGCCAUGCCCCAGGAACGCUCUCCUUCCUGAGGCUAAGUCCUCAUGGAGUACUGUGAAGGUCCUUGGGAUUUGGACAGCCCUAGGAGCUCUUGAUUGUCACUGGCCUAAGAACAGAACACACAUGGCCCCAGGCCUACUCUGUCCCUCCAGGUCCCUGAAUAUGCUGCGUCUGGGUCACCGGGCAGCUCCGGUCCUGGCUGAAGUUUGGCGCCAUCAGCCUUUGCUCUGAGUCUCCUGUUGUUGCUGUGGUGCAGCCACAGACGGGCCCAGCCCCUUUCCAGACUCCAGAAAGCUCUUUGCCCUGCCCACUGCCUCUCAAAAGCACUCUCCCUCUCCCUCCCUGUCAAGGACGCCAAGCAUAAUUGCCCUAAUGGAGCAGACUUUAAAAAACAAAAAAAUCCCCAAGUAAAGUGUGUCUGGAGCCUGGUUCACCUCUGCCCACCCGAACCUCCCCUCAAGCAAAAGACCUGGAGCCCAGCCUGCUGGCUGCUGGAAGGAAGGCGAAGGGAAGGACAGAGGGAGAAAAUAGAAACCACCUUUCAAAGCAGACUCCUGCCUCCAUAAGGGUAUUGAGCGUCCCAUCCAAAAAUCCAGAAUCUGAAAGGCUCCGGAAUCUGAAACUUCUUGAGUGCUAACACAACACCACACGUGCAAAAUUCCACAUCUGCCUCGUGAUGGGUCGCAGUCAAAACGCAGGCACCCUGAAAGUUCUGCGUACGAUGACCUUUAGGCUACGUGUCCAUGAACGUAAAUAAACUUCAUGCUUAGAUUGAGUGCCGUCCUAAGAUAUCUCAUUAUGUAUAUGCAAGUAUUCCAAAAUCCAAAAACGCCUUCAAUCUGAAACACUUCCAUUUUUGAGCAUUUCUGAUAAGGGAUACUUAAUCUGUAAUAUCAGCACAAACUUUAUGUCUAAAUAAAAUACACAGUGAAGAGCAGGAUCUGCAGAUCCAGCAACUCCAGGUACCACCAGGAGCCCAAGGCCAGACCAGCCCAGUCAGUGUCUUCCUCAAGAAAGCCAGUUCCUCCUUUCAGGCCAAGUCGGUAGCCUGCUGUUCUCCUAGAAAGAGUUCAGAUGAGCCAGGUGCACACGCCUGUAAUCCCAGUGGCUUGGGAGGCUGAGGCAGGAGAUUGGCCAGUUCAAAGUCAGCCUCAGCAACUUAGCGAGAAACUGUCUCUAAAUAAAAAAUAAAAAGGGCUGGGGAUGUGGCUCAGUGGUUAAGCACUCCUGGGUUCAAUCCCCAUACCAAAAAAAAAAAAAAAAAAAAGUAAGAUGAUAUAAACCUUUCCCUAGUCUCUUCCUGUCUUCUAAAUUU